AUGAAUGUUCUACGUUGCAGUCGAGGCUUCUCCAGAGCCUGGAAACACUCCCAAUCCCGCACAGCUCUUAGCAUUCGUGAUCGGCUCUCCCCCUCAAUAUGUCUCCCCCGCGGGCGGCGGAGCUUUCAUGCCGCAUUGGCUCUUGAAGGGAUUCGGUCUCAGGUCUUGAAGGAUGUCGGGGAAGGGAUAACGGAAGUUCAGAUCAUUCAAUGGUAUGUUGAGGAGGGGGCCCGAGUUGAGGAAUGGAAGCCACUGUGUCAGUAUCAGUCGGAUAAAGCGGUUGAUGAUAUUACCUCGCGGUAUGAGGGCGUGGUGAAGAAGCUCCAUUUUCAGGCGGAUGACACAGUGCCAACCGGGAUGGCGCUCUGUGACAUAGAAGUCGACGACGCAAAGUACCCUGACGAGCAUCCCCCGGCGGUAUCGGGUACAGAACCCCCUCCACCAGUUCCGACUCAUACAGCAUCGCAAGUGGUUCCUCAGCCUACUGUUCUAGUAUCUACUUCUCCAGGCAUACCUCUCGAAAAUAACGCUCCAAAGUCCCGCUAUGCAACACUGGCUACCCCAGCAGUCCGAGGGCUGCUCAAAUCGCUCAAUGUGAAUAUCGAAGAUGUGCGAGGGUCAGGGAAGGAUGGGCGAGUACUCAAGGAGGACGUCCAGCGAUUCGCUGCUGCAAGAAGCAGCCAGCCCGCUGUGACACUUACGCCUCAACAAGGAGACACGGCCGUCAACUUGACGCCUAUCCAAUCGCAAAUGUUCAAGACGAUGACACGGUCACUAUCUAUCCCACACUUUGGAUACGCAGACGAGCUUACCAUCAACAACAUCACAGCCCUUAGAAAGAGACUUGCUGCCGACGCAAAGGAUCCGCAGAAAAUUACGUUCCUCUCGUUCGUUGUCAAAGCUGUAUCUCUCGCUCUGAACGACUACCCCAUACUCAAUGCAAAACUAGACACCAGUAACCCCGACAAGCCUCAGCUCAUCAUGCGGCCAAGACACAACAUCGGAAUUGCGAUGGAUACUCCACAAGGCUUGAUAGUCCCCAACAUCAAGGACGUUGGAGGCCGGUCACUCCAAGAAAUUGCCCAGGAGAUCACACGUCUCAGCGCACUAGGAAAAGAAGGCAAGAUCACACCCGCCGACCUUAGUGGUGGCACCAUUACUGUGUCAAACAUUGGAAAUAUCGGAGGAACCUACGUUAGCCCCGUGAUUGUCUCGAAUGAACUGGCUAUUCUCGGAAUUGGGCGGGCGAGGACAGUGCCUACUUUUGAUGAUGCCGGUCAGGUCAUGAAGAACGAGGUUGUGAAUUUCAGCUGGAGUGCAGAUCACCGCGUGGUAGAUGGGGCGACAAUGGCGAGGAUGGCUAGCUUAGUCAAGGAGCUCAUCGAGUCGCCCGAGCGGAUGCUUUUGACUCUACGAUGA
Aspergillus calidoustus is the source of this 1419-nucleotide messenger RNA. The record is from the annotation of a GenBank genome assembly. NCBI's taxonomy places the organism in Eukaryota, Fungi, Ascomycota, Eurotiomycetes, Eurotiales, Aspergillaceae.